Molecule: messenger RNA, 1137 nt
Organism: Cordyceps militaris CM01
Lineage: Eukaryota; Fungi; Ascomycota; Sordariomycetes; Hypocreales; Cordycipitaceae
Product: Glycosyl transferase, family 25
Exons: 3
Coding region: 1-1137 (378 amino acids)
Source: RefSeq, a predicted model, not a curated record
AUGGAAAAAACGAGCCACUGGCUCGACGUCCCCUCGUCGCUGCUCGGCGGCGGGCGGGCGCGGCUGCUGCGCGUCGCGGGCCUACUCUGCAUCUGCCUGGUGCUGACGCUCCUCUACAGCACCAGCGGCGGCGGCGGCGGCGGACGACACAUGCUGUACAACACGAGGCCAGCAGGGUCCAAGACGACCGUGGCGCUCGCGCGACCGUCGCGCGCGGAGCAGCGGCUCAUGGACGCGGCCGGCAACGCGACGCUCGGGUUCGCUUCGGUCCAGUUCAUCAACCUGCCGCUGCGGUUCGACCGCCUCGACGCGGCGACGCUACAAGCGUGGCUGUCGGGCGUCGAUAUUACCGAGGUGAAAGGCGUCGGGGCAGCUGAGAUUAUUGAUGUCGGCAUGCCCCCGGAACACCUGACGCGCGUGAAAAAGACGGAAAAGGGCUGCUGGCGAGCCCAUGCCAAUAUCUGGAGCCAGAUGCUCCGCGACAAGACCCCUGCGGUCCUCGUCCUCGAGUCCGACGCCGCAUGGGACGUUGAAGUGCGCGCCAUCAUGCGCACCCUCAACCAGCACUUUACCUACCUCCUCGACGCGCUGCACUCGCGAUCCCUUCCCAACCCGAGCUUCCGCGCGCGCGACGGCAGCGCCGGCGGCGGCGGCGCCGACUACUGGGGCGACGCGCUCGGUGCCGAGCGCGUGGUGCGGCGCUCCGGCGGCAUCGUGUGCACCACGGCCUACGCCGUGUCGCAGACGGGCGCCGCCAAGCUGCUCCUGCGCAGCGCCGUCGACCUCGACAACCCCGUCGACCUCGUCAUGCGCCGCAUGAUCCUCUCGGGCGACCUGCGCGUCUACAGCGUCAUGCCCACCGUCUUUGGCCAGUGGGAGUACGUCGACGGCAUCGGCAUGUCUGAGCGCGGCGCCAACAGCGACAUCCACGGCGGCAACCCCGACCCCGACGCCCCCGACGCCCCCCUCAACCUCACCGGCUGGGACACGGUCCAGCAGACCGGCAGCAUCUGGCAGAACAGGGAGGGCCACCCGAGCAUCGCGUUUACCGACAUGGCGCUGCAGAAAGCCUGGGGGCUGAUUAUGGGCGACUCGACGCUGCCCGCCAGCCAGUUUAAUGAGACGGACGGGAACUGA